CAAAGUUGGCGAUGGCUAUGUUGUUAGUGUUACUGAUUGGCGUUGGCGUCGGCACCGGCAUCGGUGCUGCGAAUAGUCUCCAGAUGGACUACUCCACUAUUUGCCCAUUUGCCGAAUCGACCGUGAAGAACGCCGUUAACAAAGCAUUGCGAAAUGAUCCAACCCUGGCAGCUGCCUUGCUUCGAAUGCAUUUCCAUGAUUGCUUCGUUGAGGGAUGCGAUGGGUCCGUUCUCGUCGAUUCGACGGAGGAUAACACCGCCGAAAAGGACUCCCCCGGGAACUUGAGCUUGAGAGGCUUUGAGGUUGUUGAUGAUGCCAAGGAGCAGCUCGAAGAGCAAUGCCCCGGCAUUGUCUGUGUGCCGAUAUUAUUGCAAUGGCUGCUAGAGAUGCAAUUUUUUAGGCAGGGGGUCCAAUAUAUGAUAUACCAAGAGGAAGAAGCGAUCGAAGGAGGUCUAAGAUAGAAGACACAAUCAACUUGCUUUUUCCCUCCUUCAACACUUCUCAGCUCAUUAACGCCUUUGGGCAGCGAGGAUUCACUACGACGGAUAUGGUUGCUUUGUCCGAUACUCGAUAUCUAUACCAUAUGUUAACCGUUUGACUGAGAUGAUGUCACGAAUUAAUUAUCGGUCAUGUACAUUAAUGCAGGGGCACAUACAGUAGGAGUGUCAAGGUGUUCAUUUUUCAAGAACAGGUUGAGUAACCAAGAUCCGACCCUAGAUUCCGAUUUCGCAAAAGGCAUUAUCGACAACAUGCAGAGCAGGCGGCAAUGCCAAGCAACCUUUCGACGACAUGCCGAACAGAUUCGGCAAUGAUUACUUUGAUGUGUUGACGAGGGAAAACGGGGUUCUUUUCUAGGAUCAAGCGUUGUAUAUGACGACCAGUACGAGGGCGAUUGUUAAUGGUUACACCAUGAACCAAGCUAGGUUUUUCCUUGAUUUCCAGCAGGCAAUGGUGAAGAUGGCGAGGCUUGAUGUUAAGGAAGGCCCCAAGGGAGAAGCGAGAAAGAAAUGCCGCAAAAUUAACUGAAAAUUUGCAAUUCUAUAAUUUAAUUUUCUGUAACCUAAAUCGUAUCAACUAAAAAUGCAU
Molecule: messenger RNA, 1086 nt
Organism: Hibiscus syriacus
Lineage: Eukaryota; Viridiplantae; Streptophyta; Magnoliopsida; Malvales; Malvaceae
Product: peroxidase 47-like
Exons: 3
Coding region: 12-461 (149 amino acids)
Biological process (GO): response to oxidative stress
Cellular component (GO): plant-type cell wall; plasmodesma
Molecular function (GO): heme binding; peroxidase activity
Source: RefSeq, a predicted model, not a curated record